AAUGAGGAAUAAAGAUGAAAAGGGUUUAGCUGAACUUAAGCCCAUCAGUCUUACCGAGGAAGAAAGAAGAAAAUAUCCUAUUCCACCCGACGGCUACGUACCGAAUUCUGCUAUUCGUAAGGCGUUUAGCUGGAAUGAUAUAAGUCAACUUGAAAAAGAAGAUAAAUCGGAAAUUUGGCAGCCUCCACCUCUACCUCCGUUGUCUGAUUUUGAAAAGGACUAUUUAAGAUCGAAGCAUGUUACAAUAGAAAAAAAGACUGCAGCAGCAAAAAUUGUAGAAACUGCAAUUGCAGUUGAACCCAUCGGGAGAUCUAAUAGUGAAAUUACUACAGAGGAUGUCGACCUAGACUUUGCUGAUCAAGAUAUAAUAAAGAAUACACCCACUCCUAAUUUAUCUAAAGAAUCUACACGUGUUUCGGUGGAAAAAUCUACAAAAUACACUAGAGAGUAUGACGAUGAAGAGUUAGAGGCUAUAUGGAAAGAACGAAGAAAGAAAGUAUUAGAGGAAAGAGCUAACAGGAAAAAGUUACCCCUCUAUAAGCCACCUUCUCCUAGAACAUUGAGAUUAAGAGAAAUCGAUAGAAUUUUAGAAAAAUAUAAAGGAAAGAAUUUAACUCUUCCCAAAGUACAACUUGGUGAUGAUUUAUGGGGUAAAGGGACAAAAUCUGGUAAAAGGGAUUCCAUUAACGAGGAUAAAAAAUCUGAGCUACCUGAAAUAUUUCAAAGAAUUUUAAAGGAAAGAUGGUUUAUGAGAAAUGUUCCCAAUAACCCUGAAAGUAUAAUUAGAGCUAUGAUAGAAAUAACACGAAAUUGCAACGACCAUUCCCACAAAGCUAUAUGCAACUAUCUAAUCGAAAUUAAUGAAAAUUUCGGAUACCCCCCUGAACUUUUGCAAUUAAUUCUUACUGAAUUGACAGACCAGUUAAACCAUCCGUCACACGAGAGGAAGCAAAAUACUAUUAAAGUCUUAGAGGCUUUCGGGAUGGAACGGAAGCUGGCUUUAGCUGAAGUGUUACCCAAAACUCCUAGUUCCACUAAUUCCAAUGUUUCCACGGAAAUUCCCUCAAAAAAGACCUCCCAAACACUUAAUUCUGUUGAUAAAAAUCAGUCAAUGGAUGGAAAAAAAUCUAUAAAUAGUACUGAUAAAACAUUAAAAAAGGGUCGAGAAAUAGCUUCUUCAUUAAAGAAUGAUAUUAGUUUACCAAAAAUUAACAAUAAAAAGAAUGGCAUAAGUCUAAUGCAAGGAACAGCAGAAAAGAAACGAUUAGACCCUAUAAACGCUGAUCAGGAAAACUAUAAAGAUUCCCCCACAAAAUUAAAAGAUAAAAAUAAACGAUAUAACAAAAAGAGCUCGUUAGUCGUAUCCCAGGAAAAUGAGGCAAAACAUUCUUUAAUGAAUAAAAAGAAAGAAAAGAAAAGAAAAGGAUGGAAAAAAAUAAAAGAAAUUCUUGGAAAUUCAACCAAGCUAGAUGAGAUUUUAGAGAGUAUCGACUUCAAAACCGGGGAUGAGAAGAUAUUGUUAGAAGAGAUUCUAACCAAAUUGUCUGAAGGAGAUGAAAAGAAUAUGGAUGAUUUAGGAUUAAUUGAAGAUAUGCCUGAAUUAUUAAAAAAUCCUCAACAACUUCAAGAGGUAAUGGAAAAAAUAAAAGAACGUAAAAGUACUAAAAAGAUAAAGAAUCAUAAAAAAGAUGAAGAUGUACUUAAUGAUACUUUGACUACGAAUUCAACGGACUCUUCAAAAUCUACAUUCAAACUAUCUAAUUCAACAUCUCAAAAGAAUUUACACUUAAAUUCCAGAGAACAGAAUAAUAAUGAAAGGGAUUUUUAUUUAUCUGAGUCAUCUUCUGACUUCAAUGAAGGUUAUUCUAACUCUGAUGAUUUGCCUAAUUUAAAUUUUAUUGAAUCACCAAAUGCACACCUAACCGUUGAUUUAAAAAGUGUGUUAUCCAAAAGUGUUUAUAUAGACACCCAGUUAGAUGAAUCUUAUAUUAGUCAAGAAUCUAUCGAAAUAACUAGUGAAUCUGAGGAUUUAGAGCUGAAGAGGUGUAAAGGUACAAAGAGUUCAAAGAGAACGGAUAGAGAAAGAUAUUCUGUGAAUAGUUUAAGCGUUAAACGGGAAAAGAUAAUUUCUCCAGAGUCCAUAAUUUUACAUAACAUCGACUUGCAUCCUCUGCCAGAAGUUGGGAAAUUUCACAGACAAACAGCCAAUAUUGAAGAAGAUAUUCAGCAUAAGGGUUUGACAGUAUCUAUAUUAAGUCCACCACCAACCAUUCUCUGUCAAGAGAAUGAUCAAACUAAAAUUACAUCCAACUGCGAAAAAAAAUCGGAUAAUGAACCAUUAAAGUUAAACAUCAAAGAAACCAUAGAAAAUGAAAGAUAUAUUACAGAGUUAACAGAAUCCAAUGUUUUAGAAGAAACUUUUCAAAAGGAAUCUAAAACCGCAAAUAGUGGCUCGAAGAAGGUCAAAUCAAAGGCGGAGAAGAGAGUAAAUAAUACAUCAACUUUUAAUUUAUCUGAAAGGCAAACUCCCCUGGAUAGAGACGAAACAUCAAACUCCUUAAAUGUUCUACAAGUUGAUAUUACAACAACACCAAUGAAGAAUCUGACAGAAGAAGAAAAAGCGGCCGAACUUCCUAUGUUAAACAAUGAUGAAAAAAUAGAAAAUAGUAUAUCUCCGUUAAAAAGUGAAGGAAUUAACAUGUCAACGCCCUCUCCAUCAGUCCUACAUUGCUAUGACACAAAUUUAAAGACGGAUUACCCACAAGGUUUUGAAGUUAUUAAAAUUCAUCAAAUUUUAAAAUGUGUAAUCUUGAAUAGUUUAAUCAGAAUAAAGAUCGAUAUAAAAGACAACACAGAUCAUAAGAUUGAAGAUAAAGUUUCCAUUGAGGAAAGAAAAGAUAAAAUGACUAAUGCAACUAAGAGAAUUGAUCAAAUUUAUGAUAAUCAAAUAAAACCAGUAGAUGUCUUUAUUGAAACAGAUUGGAAGAAAUCUUUAGCUUCAUUAAGUAAUUUUAAAGUUAUAAAGAGUGAAGUUCCACCAUAUAAGCCUAGGCAGAUAACACCCAGAGAAGGUGAAUUACCCGACAUCAAAAAUGCAGACAUGGGUAUGCGGUACUUGAAAAAAGUAGAAUUUGAAAAUAUCCAAGAGGUUGAGGUCAAGAAACAUGUUGUGGAAAGUAUGCCUGGCAGGCAUGGUAUCCAUGCGAAUACGGAGGAGGGAACAUCAAAAUACGGUUUGCUGGCCUUGCAUUGGCGUUCAGGAAAAGUUAAUCAAGAAGGGGUUUCUCCUAGAGGCCCUAAAGGAAAAGUCCCCUCACAGCUAGAGACGAGUCGAAAACUUGAAAAAAAGCUACCUGAUUUGAAAGAACAACAAGACAGUAUUAGCCUAUUUGAUUCUAUUGAUUUUCAUCUAACUCAAUCGAAUCUCUUAGAAUUAGAAGAUCCAGAAUCAAAGUUGCCAUCUAUACAUAAUUUUCCAAGUAGUAAAGCAAAAAAUCCAGAUAAUUGGCAAAACUCAAACUUGCCAACAAGUUGUACAGAGAGAAAGCAGAAAAAGAUUAAAUUGCAUCACACGAAAUACUCUUGGGACGAUACUACACCUGUUAUUAAGAGAGUCAAGUCUUUUUCUCAGAAAGAUAAGCACGGCUAUUCGCACGAUUGCAAUUACAAGAAGUUAUUACGAAAGAAUAUGCAAGCCUUCAUAUCGGUAAGAAAUGAAUAA
Molecule: messenger RNA, 3721 nt
Organism: Dimorphilus gyrociliatus
Lineage: Eukaryota; Metazoa; Annelida; Polychaeta; Dinophilidae
Source: the annotation of a GenBank genome assembly